UAUUUAGCCGUUCCAUUUUAUCUACAGGUAAAGUGAAACGUUAUGAUAGGGACAUCCAGCGAGGCGAACGGACCCGGCGGCACGGUGGGCGAAUCCAACCAGCGGCGGCACGACGAACGGCGACGAGGGCAUGAAUGGUAUUUCAACGGAUCGAAGGUGACGGAUGCUUGCUCGCUUCCAUUCCUGCUGCUUGUAUGCGCACAGGCGCAGACCGCUCCCGUCGCUUUCGAGCGCGUGUGACCCGCCUCCCACUCCCUCGGCCUCGCUCCCCUCCCCUCCCCUCCCCUCCCCUCACCACCAAGAAGCAAGAACCCGCCAAGAUUCGCUCGCCCGCCGGCUCGCCGGGCAUGGCCAGAUCGGCACCGGGGCCGCCGCAGUACUACAACGCCGCGCGCGCCGGCUCCUCCUCGUCCGCAGCGGCGUCCUGCGUCGUGGCGCUGCUCUUCCUCCUCCUCGCGGCCGGCGGCGCGGCGGCGGCGCUGUUCCUCCUCUUCCGGGCCCGCGCGCCGACCAUCGCCGUGACGGCCGUGCAGCUGCCCGCCUUCGCCGUGGCCAACGGCACCGUCGCCUUCACCUUCCAGCAGCUCGCCUCCGUGCGCAAUCCCAACCGCUCCCCGCUCGCGCACUACGACAGCUCCCUCCACGUCGCCUACGCCGGCGGCGAGGUCGGCUCCAUGUACAUCCCCGCGGGCCAGAUCGACGGCGGCCGCACGCAGUACAUGGCCACCAGCUUCACCAUCCCCGCCUUCGCCGUCUCCGGCCCCUCCUCCGCGCAGCCGGCCACCAUCUCCGUCCCCGCCUCCGGCCCCUCCCCGGCCGUCGUGGCGCUGGUGGAACAGCAGGCGCUGCCGGUGAUGGAGGUGGACUCGCUGCUGGUGGUGAAGGGGAAGGUCACCGUGCUGCGGGUGUUCACCCACCACGUCGAGGCCGCCAAGGUGUGCCGCAUUGGCGUCUCGCCCGCUGACGGCCGCGUGCUCGGCUUCCGCUGCUGACCGCCGAAGCUCACUACUACUGCUGGGCCAAGAUCUGACAGUCUCAUCAGUCGGGUUGGUAGCACUCGGAAUAUCAAAUUACUAAUUUCUUGGAUUCGAUUCAGUCAGUGUCAAUUGUAAGAUAAUGUUGUUUGAUUUGUAAAUUAGAAAUGUUGCUGCAGAAUGCAAGACGAGAUGUCUCUUGCAAAAUGCAGUUGAGAAGUUCUUGCCAAGUCUUGAGAUGCAGCUAUUUUGGGUGAUUAAGGCGAGCAUAUUCUCCGAUCA
Messenger RNA from Phragmites australis (common reed), 1256 nucleotides. RefSeq lists its product as uncharacterized. Gene Ontology annotation, cellular component: plasma membrane. The transcript has a single exon. Lineage: Eukaryota; Viridiplantae; Streptophyta; Magnoliopsida; Poales; Poaceae. The coding region runs from base 135 to 992 and encodes 285 amino acids. The record is from RefSeq and is a predicted model, not a curated record.